Molecule: messenger RNA, 2405 nt
Organism: Pogonomyrmex barbatus (red harvester ant)
Lineage: Eukaryota; Metazoa; Arthropoda; Insecta; Hymenoptera; Formicidae
Product: U6 small nuclear RNA (adenine-(43)-N(6))-methyltransferase
Biological process (GO): rRNA base methylation
Cellular component (GO): nucleus
Molecular function (GO): 23S rRNA (adenine(1618)-N(6))-methyltransferase activity
Source: RefSeq, a predicted model, not a curated record
UCACGACAUAUCGACGAAUAUUAUAAACUGCUAUAUCAAAAAUAAGAAAGAGAUCAUAAUUUUAUCAAAUACUAUUUAAUGAAAAAGAAUGAUAAAAGCAGAAAAUUGUAAAAUAAUUGACAAGCGCGGGAACUAGUUUAAGUUUAUUCUCGUAUCUGCACUUUCUGCACUCGCGUCUCGUUUAUUCUUCCUUUAAUAUGACCUACAUGUUUAUCUCGCUUUAAAUGCAAAAAUGCUAGAGAGUAUGAACAAUGCAAAUAAAUCUUUUGUAGUGCAAAUAAUAUCACGUGACAAAUAUCCGAAAAAUACAAACAAAAUACAGUAACGUUUAUUCUUCUUGCAUCUUUUUAAUGAACUCUUUAACAUCUUCUGCACCUAAGGCGAAUUAGCUGUAUCAUAUAUGCAAGUAUUAGAGAAAGAAAGAAUAAAAACUUCGAAUAUAAGAAGUGCAAAAGGAGUCAGUAAACAAAUCUGAAGUUGUCAGAUGGGAAUCUGAAUCAGUUGUUAAUUAUUAGAUGAACAGUUAAAAAAAGGAAUAAAUAGACAAAAGUAGUAGAUUUACAGGGAUUAAAAGAGAAAAAUGACGUUUGGUCAAGACAUUGUUUAACUUCAUGAGGGAGAUUGGAAAAAUAAUAUAACAUUGAAAAGCGAAGUGAUAAAUUAUAUAUAAGAUCAAGAAAUGUGUGUCACAUAACCUAGAAGGAUAGAUUUUGAAGAUACAUAAAAAUUUACUAUCCGAUGGCAAUCAAUAAAAAAGAAAUCGGCUAUUAAUAAAUUGUGUUAAUUGUAUAUAUUGAACGAAUAAGUUUUUUUAGAUUAAAAUGAACGUAAAAAAGUAUAUUCAUCCGAGGAACAAAUACAAGCGACCUCCGGAUUACAAGAAACUCGCAAUCCUAUAUCCGGAAUUCCGUGAAAUUGCGAUAAUGGAUUUCUCAGGAAAGAUGAGGAUUGAUUUCAAAGAAAGGAAGAGUCUGCAUGUACUCACAGAAACACUUUUGAAACAUGAUUUUGAUUUACACGUGAACAUUCCACCAGAUAAUUUAAAUCCGGCAAUUCCACUACGUUUGAAUUAUAUUUUGUGGAUUGAAGAUUUGAUGAUGCAUUCUAAAUUACAAAUGGAUAAAGUCACAGGCAUCGACAUUGGAACAGGAGCAGUUUGUAUAUAUGCUUUGUUGCUGGCAAAAAUCUAUAAAUGCCAAAUGAUUGGCACAGAAGUGAAUAAAGACAGCGUGAAGCAUGCCCAGGAAUGUGUAAGGAGAAAUAAAUUGCAAAAUUUAAUUGAAAUAAUUACAGUGAACUCCAAUAGAAUUUUUAAGGAUACAAUGCAGAAUGACAAAGUUUAUGACUUCUCAAUGUGCAAUCCGCCGUUUUUUGAGAGUGAGGAUGAUGGUUUUGACAAAGUGGCAAAGAUUCUGCCACCGAGAAAUGCGUCCACUGGAAAUGACGGUGAGUUGAAAACCGAAGGUGGUGAAGUGGCCUUUGUAACGAGAAUGAUCGAAGAGAGUGUCGAGAUGCAAGAUCGAAUAAAGAUUUACAGUACAAUGAUCGGCAAAAAAGCCGACUUGGCUAGUUUACGACGAUUACUAAGAUCAAGAAAUAUAACGAAUAUUACGUGGACCGAAUUUUGUCAGGGUUAUACGACUCGAUGGGGUUUGGCUUGGAGUUUUGUACCACAAAAUAUUGUAAAUUUGACUACGGCACCUGUCAUCAGGAAACGUGGAAAAUCCAUUGUGCGAUCAUUAAAGAAUUAUAAAAUCUCAAUAACAUUUCCCAUGAACGAUAAGUUUUCCUACAUAGAUGAUAUGAUCAGUUUUAUAAGAGCAACGGCAGAAGAAUUAAAUAUCGAACUGCAAAAUGCAUCUGAAGAUAAUUUCGACAACUGGUCUUGUCAGAUAAUUGCUCGAGAAAGAUCAUGGGAACAUACACGUAGGAAGCGGCGUUUAGCGCAACAAAUUGCGAUGAAAAGAGCGAAAGGCGAAACUGACGAGUGUAUUGAAGCAAAUAUGUGCAUUGAAGAAACUUCAAUUAAAAUUGAAAAUGACAUGAAGAAAUUAAAUGAAGAAAGAUCUGAUAAAAAAUUGUUCGAUGACACUCCUCUGCUUGUUUGUAAGUUAUGGGUUGAAGUUAUGGGGAUUGAAAGUUCUGAUUCUGAGGAUAUAAUUACACAAUCUGACGAGAUAUUCAGGAUAUGGAUGAUAUUCGAAGAUGGACAUGGUGGUUUGGACGCAUUACAUUCGCUGCGACAAUAUUUAAUAAACAAAUUAGGAGUAAGGGAGAAAAUAUUAGAUAAUCCAUUAAAGAUUAAGAAAAAGAAAAGUUGAAAAAGGAUACACAAAAGGAUAGUCAUCAAUACUUCGAUUAUAACAUUUAAAUAAAAUUUACUGAAUAAUAAACAGGGUACAAAG